Molecule: messenger RNA, 2634 nt
Organism: Helianthus annuus (common sunflower)
Lineage: Eukaryota; Viridiplantae; Streptophyta; Magnoliopsida; Asterales; Asteraceae
Product: 4-hydroxy-3-methylbut-2-en-1-yl diphosphate synthase (ferredoxin), chloroplastic-like
Exons: 15
Coding region: 405-1337 (310 amino acids)
Biological process (GO): isopentenyl diphosphate biosynthetic process, methylerythritol phosphate pathway; terpenoid biosynthetic process
Cellular component (GO): chloroplast
Molecular function (GO): 4-hydroxy-3-methylbut-2-en-1-yl diphosphate synthase activity (ferredoxin)
Source: RefSeq, a predicted model, not a curated record
GGCUGCAAACAAGAAUAAAAAAAUCCUAUCCCAAUCAUCUUCUCUAUGACAAACCCAUACCACGCACAACCCUUCGAUCAUUUGUGUUCUUCCUUCAAUACUCUCGGCGCCGUUAAUCUUCGAUCAACCAGGUUGAGGAUUUGCAGUUGUCUGUGUAUGUAAUCUACACGAUGUUGGUUAGUUUAUUCUUUUUUAAUUUUGCUGAUACACUGUUUCACUCGACCUUCAUUCCAUGGAUCUCAUCAUCUGCUAUCUGUCUCCAAUCUAAUUAUCCAGGCUGGGUUUUGAAGGGGAUCAUAACAAAGGGAUUCUUUCAAGUUCGUCAAUUUUGAAUGUAAGUAAUAUAUCUAAUUUCUUGUCUGCAUAAAAAGAGAUGCAAGUUGAUUCUCUUAUUUUAUCUAACUAUGGUGAAAAAAAGAAAUGUCUUUCUGUCUAAUAAGCAAUCACUGAAAGGUACCAAGUUGUUGAAAGGGCAUGAAACUCUGAUCGGCGUGCCGAAUUUGUAUACAGAUGAUGCUUAUCAAAAGGAACUUGAGCAUAUUGAGAAGGUUUUUGUCCCCUUGGUUGAAAAAUGCAAGAAAUACGGAAGAGCAAUGCGCAUUGGAACAAAUCACGGGAGUCUUCCAGAUCGUAUCAUGAGUUACUAUGGUGAUUCUCCUAGGGGAAUGGCUGAAUCUGCAUUUGAGUUUGCAAGAAUCUGCAGGAAAUUAGACUUCCAUAACUUUGUAUUUUCAAUGAAAGCAAGCAAUCCUGUGAUUAUGGUUCAAGCAUAUCGUCUUCUUGUAGCUGAAAUGUAUGUUCAGGGUUGGGACUAUCCUUUGCAUUUGGGAGUCACCGAAGCUGGUGAGGGUGAAGAUGGACGUAUGAAAUCCGCAAUCGGUAUCGGGACACUUCUUCAGGAUGGUCUUGGUGAUACUAUAAGAGUUUCGCUUACCGAACCUCCAGAGGAGGAAAUAGACCCGUGUAGGAAAUUAGCCAAUCUUGGUAUGAAAGCAUCCCAAAUUUUACAAGGGAUGGCACCAUUUGAAGAGAAACAUCGAUGCUAUUUCGAUUUUCAAAGGAGAACUGGUGAUUUACCUGUGCAGAAGGAGGGUGAAGAGGUGGAUUAUAGAGGUGUACUCCACCACGACGGUUCUGUUCUCAUGUCUGUUUCUCUGGAUCAACUCAAGACACCUGAACUCUUCUAUAGAUCACUAGCUGCAAAACUUGUGCUUGGUAUGCCAUUCAAGGAUCUUGCAACUGUAGAUUCUAUCUUAUUGGGAGAGCUUCCACCAGCAGACGAUAAAGAUGCUCGCCUAGCUCUUAAAAGGUUGAAUGAUGGACCUGAGUUGCAAUAAUUUGACCGGUCAAAUUCCUCCGAUCCUUGGAAACUUGACUUAUACUGAAAAAUUGUAUCUCCAUAACAACAAGUUGACAGGAUCCAUUUCUCCUGAGCUCGGGAAUAUGUCGAAGCUCCAUUACCUGUAUACACGCUUCCAUCCAUUCACUACAUGCAGUUUACAGUUUAUAUUGGAAUCUCCCCCAAUAUUUCUAAAGAUUGGGGACUGAACCUUCGAAGAAACAACUUGUAGAUUUUCUAAAGAUUACACAAGUUGACUUGCAAACCAAACAAAUGGAGUGCACGUUGGCAAGAGAGAAGUUGACGUUGAGCAACAUUCCUCUGGUAAUGUCAGUUGCGCAAAAAUAUAAACACAUGGGAGCAGAUAUGUAUGAUCUAAUUCAGGGCGGUUUAAUUGGACUACUUAGAUGGAUAGAGUAAUAUGAUUCAUCUAGGGGGCACAAGAGUUCUACAUAUGUUUAUUGGUGGAUACGACAGAUUUGAAGACAUGGGUCGCGCGAAAAUAGCCAUGGAACCGAUUCAAAACGACAAGAAACGCAAGAUCACAUUCAACACGAGAAAACAAGGGCUCGUCAAGAAAGCCCGAGAGCUCGCAACCCUUUGUGAUGUCGAUGUCUCCAUGAUCAUCUCCACUGAUGAUCAAGAAAUCACCCCACAAAUCUUCCCUCCGGAUUCUGAUCAACCGUUUGAUCGAUUUGUAUAAACAUUGUACAAACCCAGUUAACCAAUAUGUUUUAUUGGAUUUCCUCAUGGAUAGGAAGACCAAGAUGGAAGAAGAACUCGUUAAGGCGAAAAAGAAGAACGUGGAGGCUAAGUAUCCUUCUUGGUUUGAUUUCUUGGAUAGUUUACCCGAAGCGCGAUUGAGGGAGUUCGCGCUACGGUUGGAAAAUAAAAUAUUUGAUGUGAAAAACCGAAUUGAGUAUGUUAAGAAUCGUGAUCAGUACCCGUGUUAUCCGGGUCCAGUCAACUUUGGUUUUGAUCCCGUUGGAGUUGAGAGUAACCCGAUUAUGCAGUUGUCGAAUUGUAAUUCGAUAAACCCAGUUAUCAUGCCAUCGGUGUAUCCUAACUCGCUGCUGAAUAUGAUGUUGAAUGAAGAUGAUGGUGUCAUUUAUGAUGGCGAAAUAUCGAGUCUUGAACCUCCAUCAAUGGAGCAUUGUUUUCUGCCCGAGUUAUGGCAGCAGUUCUUGAUGUCCGGUUUACCUUCACAUGUGAAUGAUACAGCAGCAAACGGUACUGGAGUCUUUGAUUACUUUAAGUAGUACAUUAAAAAUAUAUAUACAACAGCUAGUUGGGUU